This is a messenger RNA of Archocentrus centrarchus (flier cichlid), 1276 nucleotides long. RefSeq names its product inward rectifier potassium channel 16-like. Gene Ontology annotation, cellular component: plasma membrane. Gene Ontology annotation, biological process: potassium ion import across plasma membrane; regulation of monoatomic ion transmembrane transport. The record is from RefSeq and is a predicted model, not a curated record. The transcript is spliced from 2 exons. NCBI's taxonomy places the organism in Eukaryota, Metazoa, Chordata, Actinopteri, Cichliformes, Cichlidae. Gene Ontology annotation, molecular function: inward rectifier potassium channel activity. Bases 137 to 1276 code for a protein of 379 amino acids.
CAUUCUCUGCAACCAACUAAAUGUGAAGGUUACUGCAACUUGGGCAACACAUAGUCUAAAGCUUGGUGGAAUUGAUGGACACCUGACAUCCUCUGAUUUCUACUCCGCAAGAGACUGAAGCAUAGAUCUAAUCAAGAUGAGCACAGAAUGGCGCGAGCCGGUCAUUGAUACCUGCUGCAGCACUGUCCACACACUGGACAGGCAAAACGGAAAGAAGGGAAGGAGGCCCCGCUACAUGGAAAAAGAUGGUAGAUUCGCUGUAGUGUUUCAUCAAGCCCCUGGAGACUGGAGCACAUAUUGGAUGGACAUCUUCACCACUCUUGUAGAGAUCCGCUGGAGGAUGAUGUUCCUUGUUUUCUCCCUUUCUUACAUACUCUCUUGGCUCUUUUUUGGUCUGUGUUAUUGGCUCAUUUCCCAUGUAAAUGGAGACAGUGACAAUGCCGACGAUGAUCUCUGUGUUGCAAAUAUGCGCGGCUUCACUGCGGUCUUUUUGUUCUCAAUGGAGACCCAGGGAACUAUUGGUUAUGGCUACAGGAGCAUGACAGAAAACUGUAUUGUGGCAAUUAUUGUGAUGACAAUUCAAAACGUGUUUAGCUGUCUUCUUGACACAAUUGUCAUUGGCAUAGUUAUAGCUAAGAUGGCAUGUGCUCGUAAGAGAUCCCAGACGGUGGGUUUCAGCAGAUGUGCAGUGGUCAACUUGCGAGACAGGGUUCUGUGCCUGUCGUGGCGCCUCGGGGACUUCAGAGAUAAUCACAUUCUGGAGGGGGUCGUCAGGGCCCAGUUAGUCCGCUAUGUCAAACAGCCAAUGGGCUCAAUUGUGAUGUCUUACCAGGACUUGGACAUACAGGAACGGGACAUUGUACUCGCCACACCAACCACUAUUAUUCACAAGCUAGAGCCUGGCAGUCCCCUGUACAGUAUGGGCCCUGAUGACCUGCUGGAGAAUUAUUUUGAAGUAGUAGUUUCUUUCACCUACACUGGGGACUCCACAGGAAUGCUCCACCAGACACGCACCUCCUACACACCAGCAGACAUCCGCUGGGGCCAGCGUUUCCAGGACAUGCUGAAAAUGGGCGCAAAACACUACAAGGUGGACUACGGUCUGUUUAAUGAGACCACAUGGGUGCCAGUGCCUUUACUCAGUGCACAGGAAUACGACAGGAGGGGCCAUCCUGCAGAGGGCAGCACACUUUUACCAUCAGCCAAAAGAAAUGGACACACUUGUCAGGUGAAUCUUGACGUCAGUGAGGAGGUGAUCCUGCAAACUGUUUUGUAG